This is a messenger RNA of Linum trigynum, 1133 nucleotides long. Lineage: Eukaryota; Viridiplantae; Streptophyta; Magnoliopsida; Malpighiales; Linaceae. The record is from the annotation of a GenBank genome assembly.
GUAAAGGAAGGAUAACUUUUUUUUUUAUUUUUUUUUGGUAGAAGGAAAGGAAGGAUAGCUUUCAAGUGCUAAACGAACAGAGAGAGACGGCCAUGGCUGCCGCAAUCGGCUCUUCCUCCUUCACUCUUCUCAGGAACUGUGCGCUAGUUGUGAGGCCAUUUUCAACCGCCAAACUCUUCCCUCGGCCAGCCUCUGCUUUCAGUUUCCGUUCCAAGCGCGUUAGGUUCCCGGUUCCUUCUUCUCACUCUCGCUCUCGCAGAUUGCGCUUUGCUACUAAUGCCGUCAAUGAUGAAGAGGCUGCCGCAAAAGCAGCUGCUGCCACUCUUGAUGAAGGAGCUCCCACCAUUUUUGACAAGAUCAUAGCCAAGGAAAUCCCUUCGUCCAUCGUUUAUGAAGACCAAAAGGUCCUGGCUUUCCGGGAUAUCAGUCCUCAAGCUCCUGUUCAUGUCGUAAUCAUUCCAAAGAUCAGGGAUGGGUUGACAGAGCUUGGCAAAGCGGAAGCCAGGCAUGGAGAAAUCCUAGGCCAACUUCUGUAUGCCGCCAAAAUAGUUGCAGAGAAGGAAGGGGUUGUUGAUGGGUUUAGGGUGGUUAUCAACAGUGGCCCCACUGCCUGUCAAUCUGUUUAUCAUCUCCACCUGCAUGUAUUGGGAGGAAGACAGAUGAAGUGGCCUCCUGGUUGAGUCGAGCGAAUUCCUCUCCGCUGUUGCGUCUCUGCUGCAACUUGUACUACCGCCCAGCUGGAGCUUCUCUUGUAAGUAACUUGGAACCUGUGUAGGUCGAGAGCUUUAGCAGGUCUCAUGGUCAUCAAAGCAGAUUCCGCCCCCUCAUUUUAGCCCUUUUCUACUGUUUGCGUUAGUUGCAUGACUAAAGAACAUGACCAAUUGAACAGAUGAAUCCACCACAUGAUCUUGUCCUCGACUUCAGGGUUUCACUGUGUCAGUGAAGUUCAGAUUUGCGUUGUUAAGAUAAACUAUUUUGAACUACAAAAAGUGGGAGAGUCGGAACUCUCUACGGUCGAUACAAGUUGAAAAAGCUGAAGUCCUGUCCUUUGCACAUUAGACGCGAUUUACCCGUAAAGGAAAAGUAGAACAGAAGGGUUACUUAAAGUAGCAAAGUAAAACAGCUAAACGUAA